Molecule: messenger RNA, 2824 nt
Organism: Ceratitis capitata (Mediterranean fruit fly)
Lineage: Eukaryota; Metazoa; Arthropoda; Insecta; Diptera; Tephritidae
Gene: slbo
Product: CCAAT/enhancer-binding protein
Exons: 1
Coding region: 528-1871 (447 amino acids)
Biological process (GO): regulation of transcription by RNA polymerase II; DNA-templated transcription
Molecular function (GO): RNA polymerase II cis-regulatory region sequence-specific DNA binding; DNA-binding transcription factor activity, RNA polymerase II-specific
Source: RefSeq, a predicted model, not a curated record
AUAAUAAAAAACAUUAAAACAUAUAAACAUUUAACAAAGAAAUGAACAACUAGGCAGUGCUGAAGGUAGAAAUACCUCUUCAAAAAGUGUUACGAAAACUUCAAAACAAAAGCAUUAAACCAAUUAAAAAUUGAAAUUGAAAAAUUUUUCAAACAAUACCCAAAGAUCUUACCUCAGAAUUAGUGAAGAAGUGUUCAGAAUCCAUAUUAGGAUUUUAAAAAAGAAAUUAAUAAAAUAAAAGUCCAAUGUUCUCAUGAAAACCCUAUCAAAUAAUUGCUAACUAACAACAAUUUGUGCUGGACAAUUUAUUUGAAAAAAUUGUGAAAUCAAAAAAAUUAAGUCUCGCUUUGGAUUUAGUCUCAUACAUACCUACAUAUAUGUAUAAGAAUGAAGAAAGUGCUUUAAGCCCCUUCCCUCUUACAAACUCAAUCGGCGCAAUAAUAAAUUGAAUUGCAUAAAACAACUUCCAUUUGUGAGUGAGAAAUUAAAUAACAGCAAACAUUUUGCCCUCAUUCGCGCAACUAAAAAUGCUCAAUAUGGAGUCACCGCAGAUGUACGACACCGUGCAGACCCUCUCCCAGCUGGACCUUAAAAAGCAGCCACCGCCUCAACAGAUCGGCCAGAUCACAUUGACUGCGAUGUCCAGUGCACAGCAACAAAAUAACAAUGGCAACAUCAACAACAAUCCCAAUGGUAAUCCAACUAAUAGCGGUACAGACGCAAAUAAUAACAAUAACAAUGUUGGAAAUUUAGCAGCAGUUGCGGCUGUUGCUGCACAACAACAAAAUUCUGGUCUCGUAGUCAAGCAACAUGCCGUACAUCAUAUGCAGCAUGCAGCUGCUGCGUUAAACAAUAACAACAAUGCCUCCACUAUCAACGCCAAUAUGAAUAACGUGAACAACUUGCUGCAGAAGCAAAUGUUGCAGCAAUACACACAGUCAGAUCUUGAUGAAUUAACCGCACAGGAGAUCACUUUGGAUCUGCAACACUUGAUCGACGACCAGUUUCGUGAGCAAGAGGGUUUGGGUAUAUUCAGCGAUAUGGUUACAAGCCCUGGUGGCUUAUCGGCCACACUACCACCGAACGGCAUGGUAAGUGCAGCGGCAAAGGUGUUGCAGCAACAUCAACUGCAACAACAAUCCCUACGCACACAACAGCACAACUAUGGACGCAGCGCCCUGGCCUACAUGCCGCAAGCAGUACACUCCGGCGCAGCGUAUAGUAAUAAUUCGAGCGAUGAGAACUCUUCAGUUGGUUCGGACACAUCCACCAUCAAAGAGGAGCCAAUCGAUCCGGAAUAUCGUCGUCAUCUACAAGAGACAAAUGUCAACAACGCUGCUGCAGCUGCUUUCAUUACAAAUAGUGGCGCAAACGGUCUCUACAAUCCCUAUCAGACAACGGCAAACAAUGGGCAGCUCAAUAAUGGUGGCAUGAACAAUGGCGUUGGCGGCACAACGCCCAAUUUCACAAACCUCACUUCGGCCAAUGUGUUGGCGCAUCACUCCGUCAAUUUACCGCAUUUGGCCGCAGGGGCGCAUCUACUCAAACACCACAACAAACAAUUGCACAAUCAACGCAAAUCAUCGCUGAAGCACGUGGACAAGGGUAGCGAUGAGUACCGGAGAAGGCGUGAACGCAACAAUAUCGCAGUGCGAAAGUCGCGCGAAAAGGCGAAGGUGCGCUCCCGUGAGGUGGAGGAACGUGUCAAGACAUUGCUAAAGGAGAAAGAGGCACUGUUGCGACAACUGCAGGAGAUGACCAAUGAAAUCCAAUUGCAUAAACAGAUCUACAUGCAGCUAAUGAAUCAUGCGAAUCCGGAAGUGAGCCGUGUGUGUCGCAGUUUCCUCAACACAAAUGAUCAUGGGCUAUGAGGUGGCAGGAUUUCAAGAAUGCAAAUCAAUAACCAAUAGCUUCAGUGUAAAUCAGUGAUCGGUGUACGUGUGAUUGCGAGCGUGACUUUAUUUUAUAUGUAUUUGAUUAAUUUAAAUAUGUAAAUAUAUAUGUAAGUGUAGGUGACUAAUUUUGUGUGUGCUUGAGUGUGUAUGUGUGUUUUGAGUUUUAGUUAAAUUUUCAAGAAGCAAACCUUGACGCUGUGGGCUUGAUAAUUUUAGGGUCUCAUUUUUUAUACAAACUUUGCGAAAUAUAUAUGUAUGUACAUCUAUGUAAAAAGUAAAAUAAUAUAAAUAAUUUAAAGAGAGAGUCGAAAUAGAGGCAUUCCUCAAGAACCUGAAUAUCUUUGUAUAUGUAUUUAAAUUAAUUUAUAAAUUGUUUUUAUUUAAUAUAAUUUAUUUUUUUUUUAUAUUGCAAAAUAUAUAAGAAUUAAUAGCAAGCAAAUUACCAAGAGGAAUUAUUUAAAGUGGUACAAAACUACAGCGAAAGCGCAAAAGCAAGAGUGUUAACGAACAUACGAGUAUGCACAUACAUCCAUAUGUAUGUAUAUUGCUAUUUUGGUAUUAUGCAUUGUGGGAAAAACUGUGAUAAUCUGGAUAUAGAAAACACGGAGCCUGCCAGAGUAACAGUGCCCUUCACAGCCUUCUUCAAAACCGUAGUAUCCAAAAGAAAUUCAUUCAUUCGGUGUUUCAAAGUUUCAAAAAGGUAUCAACAGCUGUUUCUGGGUUUUUAUGAGUUCAAACUCAUUAUAGCAACAUUUAAAUUAAAUUAACAUUAAAUUUUUUAUAAUUAUGAGGAUGGUUUUUUUUUGUUUUUUUUUUUAAUUGCAAAAAUCAGACGAACCUUUAAUAUGCUUGUUUAAUACUGAUACUAAAAAAUGAAAAUAUUUUUUAAUAUUAUUUAAAUUUUUAUAUAAAUCCAUCUGUUGCUUUGA